AUGGUGCCUCCAAGUGUCUGUGUCACCCUGCAGUCAACGUUCUGCCUCUUCGUGGACGUCACCCUUGGAGAGGAGAAACACAGAGUAGGGUUGAAUGUCAGCAACUCGGGCGAUGGCAAGCUCACAGCUGGCAUAAUUGCCCUAGUGACUGUAAUGGGGAACUCUUUCCCUUCAAUAACUUUUGAGACAAUUGGGAAUGGGUCCCAUGGAGACCGAAGACUUCAACAAGUGAUUGAGGACACACUGGAUAAGCUGAUGAGUCUGCUGCGGCGUGCCUCGGUCAUGGCGGUGACCUCUCUGUCCAGCUGCUGCCUGAGUGGCCGGAUUGGACUCGGGGGCUUCCUCCGCCGCAGCGUGCCCGAGGUGGUCGCUCCUGUUCGACAUAGGGGAGAUCAUCAUGGGAAGAGACUGCUUAUCGUCAAGCCUUCUGGAUUCUAUGAUAAGUGGUUUUUGCAUUUAAUGAGAUUCUACAUUUUGUUGACUGGGAUUCCAGUGGCAAUUGGCAUAACUCUGGUGAAUGUAUUCAUUGGUGAAGCUGAAUUAGCAGAAAUUCCAGAAGGCUAUGUACCAGAACAUUGGGGAUAUUACAAGCAUCCUUGGGCUGGAGUGAUAAAUUAUAAAAAAACAAUGCCUGUUCUUCAAAUUGAAGCUGAAAAGGCUGAAUUACGGUUAAAGGAGCUGGAAGUACGAAAAUUAAUGCGUGAGAGAGGUGAUGGUCCCUGGUAUCAGUAUCCAACCAUUGAUAAGGCACUUAUCGAUCAUUCUCCAAAAGCAUCUCCUGACAACUAA
This is a messenger RNA of Sorex fumeus (smoky shrew), 789 nucleotides long. RefSeq names its product NADH dehydrogenase [ubiquinone] 1 beta subcomplex subunit 5, mitochondrial-like. Bases 1 to 789 code for a protein of 262 amino acids. The record is from RefSeq and is a predicted model, not a curated record. Lineage: Eukaryota; Metazoa; Chordata; Mammalia; Eulipotyphla; Soricidae. The transcript is spliced from 5 exons.